AUGAAACACAAAAUUUAUUUAUUUUUUUUUUUAACAUUAUUAAAAUAUGCAUUAUCUUUGAGAUUAAAUAACACUUUAUCAAAAAAAAAUAAUUUUGUAGCUGAAAAAUACUUCAGAAAAGAAAAUGAUAAUGAAAAUUUGAAGUUUCAGAUUAUAGAUGAUCUUGAAAAAAUAAAUGAAGAAUUUAGCAAUGAUGUAAAUACUGCAAAAAUUUUUGUAAGAGAUACUUUUCUUGAUACAGAAGCUUCAUUUAAAGAGAUAUCGGAUGAUGUUGUAAAAAUCAUUUCAAAAUAUAGCUUUUCUAUUGAUGAAAAACUAAAUGUUUUAAAUGGGUUACUUCAAGAAUUUAUAGAAAAUAACAAAAGUUCCAUUUUCAAUUCGUCAGAUGAGAAUAUGAUCAGUCAUAAAAAUAAAAUUAAAGAAGUAUCCGAUUCUAUUUUAUGUAAAUUGAAAAAAUUAAUAGAAUUAAAUAUAUUCAAUAAAUAUCACGCAAUUUUAAAAUUUGGAAAUCAAAAUAUAAAAAAUGAAACAUUAGAAGCACUGAGGAUUGAAAGAAAACUUUCUGAUAAAUUAAAAAAAGAGUUACUAAAAUAUAAAACGUUAGAAAAUGAAGAUAUAAAAGAAUCAGAGUCAACUAAUUUUUUAAAAUCUGUUUAUAACAAAUUUAUUGUUAAGCUAGAUGAGAUCAUUAAUGAAAUGAGCAAAGAAUUAAGUCAUAUAUUAUUAUAA
Messenger RNA from Plasmodium gallinaceum, 729 nucleotides. It is a transcript of the gene SPECT1, whose product is annotated as sporozoite protein essential for cell traversal, putative. Bases 1 to 729 code for a protein of 242 amino acids. Lineage: Eukaryota; Apicomplexa; Aconoidasida; Haemosporida; Plasmodiidae. The record is from RefSeq and is a predicted model, not a curated record. The transcript has 5 exons.